Hyalella azteca is the source of this 1277-nucleotide messenger RNA. RefSeq names its product signal peptidase complex subunit 1-like (gene Spase12). The transcript is spliced from 4 exons. Gene Ontology annotation, cellular component: signal peptidase complex; endoplasmic reticulum membrane. Lineage: Eukaryota; Metazoa; Arthropoda; Malacostraca; Amphipoda; Hyalellidae. Gene Ontology annotation, biological process: protein targeting to ER. Bases 200 to 460 code for a protein of 86 amino acids. The record is from RefSeq and is a predicted model, not a curated record.
UAGACGUGUUCAGCGCCUCCUGUCAAGUUGAUAGAUACUUGGUCAUCGAGUCUUUUCGAGUGCAAUUCACUUUCUGACUGAGAUCAGGGUGGUCUAGAUUCGGCAACUUCAAGUCUUGACCACAAGUCACAACUAUAUGAAAAAAUCCACUCGGGCACACUGCAAUUCUCCGCCGAAUUGAAUUAAUUUCCCGUGCAUUAUGUUUGGAAUCUCAGAUUACAUGGACUAUGAGGGGCAGCGGCUAGCUGAAAGAAUAUUCCAGGCCAUCAUUGUUAUAUUUGGGGCUGUGGGCUGGCUCUAUGGCUACCACGUUCAGGAUUUCAAGAUGACAGUGAUGGCCUUGGGUGCUGGAUUUGCUCUAGCAUUUUUGGUUACCAUCCCACCGUGGCCGCUGUACCGUCGCGCUCCUCUUAAAUGGGCGCCUGCCGUGGCUUCAGAGGACAAGAAGAAGAAGAAGUAGUGAUGAGUGAUGGUCUGAUAGCACAUGAAGUGAUGAUUGUUGGUCUGGUGGUGCAUGAAGUGAUGAGUGUUAGUCUGAUGGUGCUUAAAGUGAUGAGUGUUGGUCUGAUGGUGCAUGAAGUGAUGAGUGUUGAUAGUAUGUUGGCAGAUGACGAAUUAAUGUGUGUUGCAUGUCCUGGAUUGUGUUGGGCGGGCAGUAGAGUGAGGAAUUGAUGCCUUGUGGACCUCACGCCGGCAGGCAGAGCGUGACGACGCUUUCUUCAUGCGUUCUAAAACAGAAAGGCUGAAUUGCACGUGUUGCGUUGCGUGUUCAUCUUUCAUUUUCAUGCCUGAGCCUGUUCUUGUUAUUGGUUUAUAUAUAGCACGUUUGGUUAUAUACAUUAUUAGAUAUCUGGCUGUUUUUGCAAUUCAAAAUAACCGCCCUCGUUUUUGUGUCUGAGAAUAACGAUGUUUUAGCACAUCUCAAUUUGUUCCUUAGUUGGGAGAAUUGACCAUUCGAUCUGCGUAUCUUGUUCAUUUUUUACAUACACUGUUUGACGAGAAAUUGUUUUAGUCCUAUUUAAUUGUAAAAGGAUAGAAUGUGGAGGAAUUUCUUUAAAUGGAGCACGAUGCUAAUGUACGGUGCUUGCAGAUUGCCACCAAAUUCAAUGGUAAAUUACAAGUAUAUACUGAGUUGAUUUUUAACGUUGUUAAAUGAUUUUAUUUUUUGUUAAUUGAAGUACAAUGAAUCAGAGUGCAUUAGUUGUGACUCAUUAUCUUGUUCAACUCUCAAGUUUCAUUGUGGAUUAUCUACAGAAGCUUCAAAUUCACGUUUUCCA